AUGAUCGUGGUCGAGAAACAACCUCGACCAGCGCUCGCGCUCAGCGCUCAACGCCAAUGCGCCCACGUGAAGUUCGACUAUGGUCAAUCGCGGCACAUUCGAGGCCUCAAUUACUACCCUGCACCACCACCACCACCACCACCACCUCCUCCUCCUUCUUCUCAUCGUCGCUCUCGCCGUCUCGACCGUCAACAGCCCACCUUCCGAUAUCCACUUCAUAACCCGAGCAACGCUGCUCACGUCUCUGUGCCUCAAGCGCCACUGGGCAACGCAACAAACGGUCCCAUCAAGCCACUUGGCGCAAAGGCUAUGUUUGACCGUCGGUUUGCCAAGCAAAACUCGAACUUUGUUUCGCCGACUGAUAACAUGAUGACACCAACAACGCAGAAAAUCAAUGCGGCAAAGAAGAAGCACUUCAACAAGGGUGCGAAGCCGAUGGGAGGGUUAUUCCAGCAGAAAGAGGCAACAUCGGAGGACGCGUCCAGCGGAGAAGAUAUUGAUGAGUCCACGGCUGCCGUCGAAGCAGAAGAUGGGCCGGUUACUCAUUCCGUCACGGAUACCGACGACAACCCCUUCUAG
Peniophora sp. CBMAI 1063 is the source of this 579-nucleotide messenger RNA. NCBI's taxonomy places the organism in Eukaryota, Fungi, Basidiomycota, Agaricomycetes, Russulales, Peniophoraceae. The record is from the annotation of a GenBank genome assembly.